Messenger RNA from Malaclemys terrapin pileata, 1880 nucleotides. It is a transcript of the gene ING4, whose product is annotated as inhibitor of growth family member 4. The transcript is spliced from 8 exons. Gene Ontology annotation, biological process: positive regulation of apoptotic process; regulation of DNA-templated transcription. The coding region runs from base 92 to 1030 and encodes 312 amino acids. Lineage: Eukaryota; Metazoa; Chordata; Testudines; Emydidae. Gene Ontology annotation, cellular component: nucleus. The record is from RefSeq and is a predicted model, not a curated record.
GGUGCGUGUCUCAGCAUGUGCCGUUAUCGCCCAGGAACGGACUCUGAGAUCACAGCCCCGCGCCUGCGCGCGCGCUCCCAUCCCCCUGCCGAUGCGGGCCAGCCGAGCCGUUGCGGAAUCCGGAACAAGUAAUAAUUCAAAGCAGCGCCUCACGCAGCCGGAAGCGGCCCUGUUCUACAAGGAAGUACUUUCGAGUAGGGGAGGAAGUGACGCCUUGUCGGACGGAAGGACAGAAGUUACUCGGUUUCCGGCCCGGAAGUGUCUGUGUUUGAGGCCCAAGAUGGCGGCGGGGAUGUACUUGGAGCAUUAUCUGGAUAGCAUUGAGAACCUGCCAUUUGAAUUGCAGAGAAAUUUCCAACUCAUGCGAGAUCUAGACCAGCGAACAGAAGACCUCAAGUCAGAGAUUGAUAAACUGGCCACGGAGUAUAUCAGCAAUGCACGGACUCUUUCUUCGGAGGAAAAACUGGGGCUUCUCAAGCAAAUUCAGGAGGCCUAUGGGAAAUGCAAGGAGUUCGGGGAUGACAAAGUGCAGCUGGCCAUGCAGACUUAUGAGAUGGUGGAUAAGCACAUCCGGCGGCUAGACACGGACCUUGCCCGUUUUGAAGCUGACUUGAAGGAGAAGCAGAUUGAGUCAAGUGACUACGACAGCUCCUCCAGCAAGGGCAAGAAAAAGGGCCGGGCCCAAAAGGAGAAGAAAGCUGCCCGUGCUCGUUCUAAGGGGAAAAACUCUGAUGAGGAGGCACCAAAGAUGGCUCAAAAGAAGCUGAAACUCGUCCGCACCAGCACGGAGUAUGGGAUGCCCUCAGUGACAUUUGGAAAUGUGCACCCCUCAGAUGUGCUGGAUAUGCCUGUGGAUCCCAACGAACCCACCUACUGCCUCUGCCACCAGGUCUCCUAUGGGGAGAUGAUUGGCUGUGAUAACCCUGAUUGCUCCAUCGAGUGGUUCCAUUUCGCCUGUGUGGGCCUGACGACAAAGCCAAGGGGGAAAUGGUUCUGCCCUCGCUGCUCCCAGGAGAGGAAGAAGAAAUAAAAUCCCUAGAGCCCCCUGGUGCAGUGGCCAGAGUCCCAUCUCUUCUGCUAGGGCCUCAUCAAGGCUCCCCCAGCCCCUGGGCCUUGAGGUUGGGGGGAGUCUUGCCCUGUUUGUGGUUAGGGUGACCUUUGAAUGGGCUGUGCCCUUAUGACAGUUCCAGUGUGUUCUGUAUCCCGUGCUGCCUUCAAAUUCCCCUUGGAGGUCCUUUGUGUGUGCUGUUCUAGAACAGGUCUCUGAAUCCCAGAGGGAAUGAGGGUAGCUAGGUAGCCCCCAGAUUCCCAGGGGUAGGAUGGUCCCCUGAUUUCCCUGGCUCACCCUUCACUCCCACUUAGAGUCCAUUGCCUGCAUCACUCAUUGCCAGGCUUAGUCGGGGAAGUGAAAGAUUACCUGAAUGCCCAUGGGAAGGAGGUCAGUCUCCCCAAACUUUAUAGGUUCCUGAUUUUAUUAGAUCUCUCCUGCGUGUGGGGGUAAGCAGACCACCUCUUCAUCUUACAGGUUGGUUAAAAAGUUGGAUCCCUUAGUCCCCUGCCCUAUCUUACAUUCCACUAUCAGCUCCAGUAUCAAGUGGUCUCUCUGUUGUAUGUGGGAGAGGAUGGAGUUUAGAGAUAGCCUAAGUCUCAUUUAUUCCCCUCUGGGAGAAUAUCUCAGGAAUGGGUACUGUGUCUUACAGGAAAGAGGAAGCGUUGGUGAUCUCAGGUGGAGAUGGCUCUGUACCACCUGUGCUUCUGCCCCAGAGUUCCCCAAUCCUUUUUGCUGUCCAAGAUCCUUUGUUCUGCUGGUGAUGGGAUGUUUGGGAAUCAAGAUCCUCCUUGUAAAAUAUGGAAUUAAAUAAAACCCAUUGAAACAAACA